CGUUCCCGCAUUCCCUUCCUGCCCCUUCGCAGAGUGAGACAGUUCCUAGAGUGUGGCAAUCUCUAACCUAAGACUCUUCUCCGUUCCUCAGAUUGAACGAUCGCACAUGCCGUCCAAAUGGUGGGAGAAGAUCAAGCUUUCCAAGAACUACCAAGAAGCGCUCGCGCAGAUCGAGAGCCGGCUGCAAUUCUUCCCCAAGUUCCUCAUCCACAAGUGCAAGCAGCGCCUGACGCGGCUCGUCCAGGUGGCGGCGCGGAUGCGCAGGAUAGCGGCCGAGGAGGCGCGGUUGGGCGAGAGGCUGGUGCCCAAGAUGGCGCCAAAGAUCAAGCACCGCGAGGAGGCACGCGAGCGCAAAGCGCUGGCGGCCGCCAAGCUCGAGCGCACCAUUGAGCGGGAGCUGCUCGAGCGCCUGCGGCAGGGCGCGUAUGGCGACAUGCCGCUCAACUGUAACGCCAACAUCUGGAAGAAGGUGUUGAAUGCUCUUGAGGCGGAGGGCGAGGGAGUUCGGGAUAAGGACAUGGACAAGGGGAUCGAGGAGGACGGGGAGGAGGGCGAGUCUGAGGCGGAACUCGAGAAAGAAGCGGAAGAGGAGGACGAGGAGGAAGAGGACGGCGCGGUGGAGUACGUGUCGGACUUUGACGAGAGCGACGACGAAGAGCUGGCCGAUAUCGAGGACUGGCUGGGGAGCGACGAAGACGACGCCGAGGAUGACGAUGAUGAUGGCGACGACGACGACGACGAGGACAGUGAGGAGGACGACGACGAGGAGGAGGUCAAGAAGAAGAAGAAGGCCGGCGACAAGCGGAAGAGAGGCCGCGCGGUCAAGCCUGCGGCGCGGAAACGGAAGGAGAUCGAAGUGGAGAGGGAGACGGAGAGGGCAAAACUACUCGCAUUUUAGAGUGCGCAGGGGCGUUAUGUAUGAUUUUUCGGUCGUCGUCCUCAUGCGAGGGGCGCAGGACUAAGCUGAUACACCUCAAAUGCGAGAUCAAGGUAGGGUUCAGCUGAAGGGCGUACGGUGACUCAAGCGAGUAAUCCUUC
Thermothelomyces thermophilus ATCC 42464 is the source of this 1038-nucleotide messenger RNA. RefSeq lists its product as uncharacterized. The record is from RefSeq and is a predicted model, not a curated record. Gene Ontology annotation, cellular component: nucleolus; preribosome, large subunit precursor. The transcript has 2 exons. The coding region runs from base 107 to 898 and encodes 263 amino acids. NCBI's taxonomy places the organism in Eukaryota, Fungi, Ascomycota, Sordariomycetes, Sordariales, Chaetomiaceae. Gene Ontology annotation, biological process: maturation of LSU-rRNA; maturation of 5.8S rRNA.